CAUCUACCCAAAGUGUUGCCAGGCAUCCCUGAAAGAGGAGGAACAUAAACUAGUGGAAGCAAGCAGAGAGAAAGAGAGAGAGAGAGAAGUUCACUCCAGUGUGGUGUGUGCUCCCUGUGUAUCAGUGUUUGCCUUGAGCUCCUUUCAGCAAGCAGAGUGUGGAAUCCUUUGCCAGAUUUUGGAGCUCAUCUGAAAUACAUUAGACCCUGGAGAAGAACGAACCUCUGUAAUCUGGCUGCGUUGGCGCUCUGCUGAGGGUUCCUAUUUGCUGUCAGAGGUACACCCAUACAUGUAGCAGCAGCUCUUCCAAGACACUGGCUGUUUUUGUCUCCUCAAGUCAAAAUAUUUUCCCAACUCCAGAGGGCAAGAUUGGAGAGAGGAGGGGAGAAGGCAAGGCGCUUGAAGAAGUCUUUCUCCAGUAUCACUUGGGGCAGAAAGAUAUCAGUGUGGCGACUGUUUUCAAAGGAGAAGAUCUCAACUUCAAACUAAAUACCCCCCCUAUCAAAACUCUUGGUGUGUGCAGAGGAGUGUCCCAGUACAAGUGAGCAGUGUUAACAUAAAUACAGGAAACACCUGAAGGUUUUCGAAGGUUCAGCUUCAGGAACUACAGUUCCAAACAACAAGAAAAUCUCACUGAUUUUCAGAAAGAAGAUCCUUAUCAUCUUCUCAAUCAAUCAACAUGUCACGCUGGGGGCGCAAAAAUGUGAAGAAGACACCUGAGGUGAUCCGCACUGUGACAGAGGGGCUCAAGUCUCUGUAUCGUAAGAAGCUGCUGCCUCUGGAGCAGUACUACGGUUUCCAUGACUUCCACUCUCAGAGCCUGGAAGAUGCAGAUUUCGAUAACAAGCCGAUGGUGCUGGUGGUGGGACAGUACUCCACUGGAAAGACAACGUUCAUCAAGUAUCUACUGGAGCAGGAUAUUCCCGGGAGCCGGGUGGGACCUGAACCCACCACCGACUGCUUCACUGCCAUCAUGCAUGGGGAAGUGGAGGGAGUCAUCCCCGGGAACGCCCUUAUUGUAGACCCCAACAAACCUUUCCGCAAACUCAACCCAUUUGGAAACACCUUCCUCAACAGGUUUCAGUGUGCUCAGAUGCCAAACCAGGUUCUGGAGAGUAUCAGCAUUAUUGACACACCCGGGAUCCUGUCAGGUGCUAAGCAGAGAGUGAGCCGAGGCUAUGACUUCCCGGCCGUCCUGCGCUGGUUUGCAGAGCGCGUGGACCGCAUCAUUCUCCUGUUUGAUGCCCACAAACUGGAGAUAUCAGACGAGUUCUCUGAGGCCAUCGGGGCCCUGAAAGGCAACGAGGACAAACUCCGUGUGGUGCUCAACAAGGCAGACAUGGUGGGCACGCAGCAGCUGAUGAGAGUGUAUGGAGCACUCAUGUGGUCCCUGGGGAAGGUGUUCGGCACCCCGGAGGUUCUGAGGGUCUACAUCGGUUCCUUUUGGUCAGAGCCCCUGAUGGUUGCGGACAACCGUAAACUGUUUGAGCUGGAGGAGGAGGAUCUGUUUGCUGACAUCCAAAACCUUCCUCGCAACGCAGCUUUACGCAAGCUCAACGAUCUGGUGAAGAGGGCGCGGCUGGUCAGGGUCCACGCCCACAUCAUCAGCUACCUGAAGCAGGAGAUGCCUUCUGUCUUCAGGAAGGACAAUAAAAAGAAGAAUCUGAUCUACCAGCUGCCCGUCAUUUUCUCAAAGAUCCAGCUGCAGCACAACAUUUCUGCAGGAGACUUCCCAGACUGUACUAAAAUGCAGGAGCAGCUGAUGGUUCAUGAUUUCACAAAGUUCAAAACUUUGAAGCCUAAUCUGAUGGCCGCCUUGGAUGAGUUACUCUCUGCUGACAUUGCCAAGCUGAUGCCCCUCCUGCGGCAGGAGGAGCUGGAAGCAGGGGACCAACCCGGUGUGCAGGGCGGGGCCUUCCUGGGGACCCACUGGGGACCGUUUAGCGAGGGUGACCCCUUCGCCGAGGAGAAUGGAGAGGGAGGUGAAGAAGAGGAGGAGGAUUGGGUGGUGAACAAAGACAAGCCGAAAUACGAUGAAAUCUUCUAUAACCUGGCUCCCGAUGAGGGGAAGCUGAGCGGCACCAAGGCAAAGGACUGGAUGGUGAGCUCCCGUCUGCCUAACUCAGUCCUGGGUCGCAUCUGGAAGCUGUCGGAUGUGGACCAUGAUGGCAUGCUUGAUGAUGAAGAAUUCGCCCUUGCCAGCCACCUGAUUGAAGUCAAGCUUGACGGCCAUGGUCUCCCUCCUGAGCUCCCAACACGUCUGAUCCCACCCUCCAAACGCAGGCAGAAAGGCUCUGAUGCAUAGACAUGUCGUCAGGCUGACAGACCUGAGAGAGACUCUUUUUUUAAUUUGCAAUCACACUUUUGCUACUGUUUUUAUUUGCUUUGAUUUCCCAUCAGACACGACUUAACGUUGUAUGAAUAGCAUUCAACCUUUUCUUUGAAGACUGAUUCUGGUCUUGCACAAUGGAACAUAAGUAUUAAAGCAUAAAAGGGUCAUUGGAGACUAUAACGAGGGCUUUCUGAAAAAGAUUCCCCAUCAACAAGUCAUGCAUGUCUGGUUGCUUCUUCCAUUUGUCUCCUCAAAGAUUGCCUUUAUCAUGAGAUUUAAAUGUAUAUCUACUUAUAUCUGCUGAGCACUAGUGGCGCCCUCUAAGCGAGCUGUUUUUUUUGUGCAUAUAUUUGCUUCAACGCAGAGCAAACUUUUCUUUUUCAAUCCUUUGAAUCCAGCAUUCCUUGGGAAUCCAGAUUUGAGUGGCACAGUAUUAAGAAGGGGAUGUUUUUCCAAAUCGGGUCAUUCCAGUAAAGUUAUUAUCUAUACAUUUAUUUACAAAGACUUAUGUCCCUUGAUGAUUUGUUCCACGCAUACUAAAUGCAAACUGGCAGCACAAAUCUCAAAAUUCUGCGUUUCACUUUUGCUGCUUUUUCAUGACACAGUUUUGUUGAACACUUUAUAUAUUAUUUUUGUAUGUGCAGGAGCAAGACCUCAGUUGCAUUUUUCAACCUUUUAACUAGACUGAAUGAUUGAUAUAUAACUGACUACUGUACACAGCUCCAUCAACUGUUCUUACGUUAACUAUUAUUGUAACCAAUAAAAUUCUCAGACUGUG
Molecule: messenger RNA, 3110 nt
Organism: Notolabrus celidotus (New Zealand spotty)
Lineage: Eukaryota; Metazoa; Chordata; Actinopteri; Labriformes; Labridae
Gene: ehd2b
Product: EH-domain containing 2b
Exons: 7
Coding region: 680-2305 (541 amino acids)
Biological process (GO): endocytosis; endosomal transport
Cellular component (GO): cytoplasm; plasma membrane
Molecular function (GO): calcium ion binding; GTP binding; protein binding
Source: RefSeq, a predicted model, not a curated record